AUGGCUCCCGCGCUCCGCCCCAGAACUCCACCAAACAUCCUGUUCUUCUCUCUACUACCCGUCGCCGCUUGGCUAGUGCUUCGUCCACUCCUUGAUCCAGCACCACCACUACCUGCACUGCAUGCUUCGUUAGGCUUCUCAGUUCUGGCGCUGCUUGGAGCCCUAUACCUUGUACCUGCACUGGGUAAUACAUUUGUCCAUGCGAACCUCAAAGGACGAGACCUACUCAAAAUAUACGACGAUCCGGUACCAGAAAGCCUCGGACUUGUCUGCGCAUCUAUAUAUAUUCUGCUCCUAAUCCUAUUUAUUCCCUUUGCCUUUUCCGACUUCUUCAAUCGUGAGCAUGACUCAACGCGGAAGCCUCGCGAAGGACUUGUCAUUAAUGAGUUCCCACAUCAUCAGCUAUCUGUGUAUCUCUCGUCUUUACUCUCCCUUCUGAUAGCGACUAUGCUAGGGUUUCUAGAUGACGUCUUCGAUAUCCGAUGGCGGCACAAGCUUCCCAUUCCAAUCAUCGCGUCCAUUCCGCUUCUGAUCGUCUACUACUCAGAGCAUGGUACUACAGAUGUUGUCGUUCCGAUUCCUCUGCGAUGGCUCCUGGGAUCGUUGUUGAACCUAGGCCCGCUGUACUAUGUCUAUAUGUCCUUGCUAUCCACAUUCUGCACCAACAGCAUCAACAUCCUCGCGGGUAUCAAUGGCUCUGAAGUCAGCCAAGCGCUCAUCAUUGCCCUUUCCGUUAUCCUCAACGACCUGCUCUACCUGCCUUGGCCGUUUGGCUUCCGCAUACCGCUUCCUCUGCAUCUGCUCGGGCGUCCCGGAGUAGAAGUGGGUGGUGUGUGGAGCGCAGGCAUGGCAUAUGGCAGUCGACUACUCGUUGAGCGCCACCUCUUCAGCUUGUACUUCAUGCUACCGCUCGUAGGUGUGUGCGCCGGAUUCAUGUUCCACAACUGGUACCCCGCGCGUGUCUUCCCUGGGGACACCCUAUGCUAUGUGACGGGCAUGGCAUUUGCUGUCGUUGGGAUUCAGGCCCACUUCUCGAAGACACUAUUGCUCUUUUUCCUGCCCCAGAUUUUCAACUUCGUGCUCUCGUGCCCUCAACUGUUCGGGCUCGUCCCCUGCCCCCGACACCGCGUACCCAGGUUCGAUGCAGACACUGGGCUGCUGUACCCCUCGAAAGCGGGAUUCAAAAAUCACGCGCCCAGUCGCCUGUCCGCCCUAACAUUACAUGUGUUCUCCUCACUCGGAUUGGUGGAGCUCACGGAGGACCCGAAAACACACGCCAUCACGGAGACGACGAACCUGACCAUCCUCAACGUGUUUUUGCUCCGGUUCGGCCCGAUGAGGGAGGACAGUCUUGUGAAGGUGUUGAUGGGCACGCAGGUCGCCGGGAGUGUGUUUGCGUUCGUUGUACGGUACGGGCUGGCUGGUUUAGUGUACGAUGGAAACAGGCGUUAGCCAUGAUUUUGGGGCUAUUAACGCCUUUGCGCUCCAAUGCAGCGAUCUUCGCUGU
Postia placenta MAD-698-R-SB12 is the source of this 1507-nucleotide messenger RNA. RefSeq lists its product as hypothetical. The record is from RefSeq and is a predicted model, not a curated record. Gene Ontology annotation, biological process: dolichol-linked oligosaccharide biosynthetic process; protein N-linked glycosylation. Gene Ontology annotation, molecular function: UDP-N-acetylglucosamine-dolichyl-phosphate N-acetylglucosaminephosphotransferase activity. Lineage: Eukaryota; Fungi; Basidiomycota; Agaricomycetes; Polyporales; Adustoporiaceae. Gene Ontology annotation, cellular component: membrane. The transcript has 7 exons. Bases 1 to 1452 code for a protein of 483 amino acids.